AUGGAUGGGCUUGAGGUUGUUCCGGAGCAGCAGAAGGCUGGGAAAUACGAGAGCGGACUCGAGGUGGCUCCGGAGCAACACAAAUAUGACAGCGGACUUGAAGUAGCCCCUCACAUGGAAAAGGAAGUCCGGAGGGAUACGGCGGGUUUACACUACGUUUCCGGACCGACAAGUGCAAGCCCUGGCAUAGUUGAAGACGGUCCGCCGGAGACGAAAUCUCCGCGCAAGAGGAUAUGCGGCCUGUCUUCCACGGUCUUCUGGGUGUUGGUAGUAGUCGGCGCGAUUGUGGUCAUUGGAGCUGCAGUUGGUGGUGGAGUAGGAAGUACGGUUUCGAAGAAAACAACCCCCAGCGGUAACAGCGCCGAGCCAGCCACUUCCACAUCUCCCUCUACGGACACGGCAUCAGCCACGUCCUCCGGCCCUGUUACGUCGGGAACGGUAGGCCUCGCUGGGAACCCGUGUCCGCGAGCAAACGAGACAACAGAGCGCGGUUCUGAUGGGUCGCUAUAUACGUUGCUGUGUGGUGUUGACUGGCCAAGAGGCGCGGACGCGGCGACCGGCGGCGGAAAAGUGCAAGAUUUGAGCACUGAAACCGAGUAUACGUUGAACGCCUGCAUUCGUCGAUGUUCAGAAUGGAAUAAGGAUGAGUCGAACAGGCAGGAUUGUAUGGGAGUCGUGUAUUCUGCGAAUUUGACGGCUGCCUUUGAUGGUGGACAGGGGGGGAAUUGUUUCUUGAAGAGUAAGGUCGGGAAUUAUUUCCCUAAUUCUAAUACUUCUGUCGCGGCGGGGAGAUUGGGUUGA
Molecule: messenger RNA, 801 nt
Organism: Penicillium mononematosum
Lineage: Eukaryota; Fungi; Ascomycota; Eurotiomycetes; Eurotiales; Aspergillaceae
Exons: 2
Coding region: 1-801 (266 amino acids)
Source: RefSeq, a predicted model, not a curated record